Medicago truncatula (barrel medic) is the source of this 2100-nucleotide messenger RNA. RefSeq lists its product as uncharacterized. NCBI's taxonomy places the organism in Eukaryota, Viridiplantae, Streptophyta, Magnoliopsida, Fabales, Fabaceae. The coding region runs from base 1 to 1080 and encodes 359 amino acids. The transcript has 2 exons. The record is from RefSeq and is a predicted model, not a curated record.
AUGUCUGAUUCUGACCAUUCAGAACACAGUGACACAGAGACCCGUAAAUCCGCCGCUGCUAAUGGUGAUUCCGUCCAGCCCACACUCACCAAGCACCGAGGUUCCAAAACGGAGUUCCAUCCCGCCCUUGCCGUCUCCAAUAUUAGGAACCACAUUCCUAUUAUUCUUGAGAUGGAAAAAGAUCAAUAUGGAACAUGGGCUGAACUUUUCCGCAUUCAUGCUCGCUCACAUCGAGUCCUGCAUCACAUUGUCCCAUCUACAGGAACAACACCACCAGCCCCUACUGACAACGAAUAUGAACAAUGGACCACUCUUGAUGCCACCGUUCUACAAUGGAAUCGUUUGGAAGACAUUUUUCAGGAUAAUCAAAAUGCUCUUGCUGUUACUCUUGAGCAAGAGUUCUCCAGCACUCGCAUGGAGGAUUUUCCCAACGUCUCUGCUUACUGUCAGCGUCUUAAGAUGCUUUCUGACCAGUUGAGAAAUGUCGGCUCUCCUGUCAACAAUCAUCGUCUGGUUCUUCAACUGAUAUCGGGUCUUCCGGAAGCUUACCGUAGUGUUGCCACCUUGAUUCGCCAGAGUAAUCCUCUUCCUGCAUUCUAUCAGGCUCGCUCCAUGCUCACUUUGGAAGAAGCCGGUAUGGUUAAAAUGGCAAACACAGGCUCUCAUGCUGCCAUGCACACCAGUCAACCGAAACCUGCUGAAGACACUUCUCAACGUGGCAACCGCCGCCCCAGCAACCGUUCUCGUUCCCGUGGCAAUCAGGGUCGCGGAGGGGGACGUGGUAACCGCAGUUCACCUCAGUCUGGAGCUUCCAACGCGCCCUCACCUUGGUCCGCUCCUCCUUGGCAGCAGCAACAACAGUAUCCAUCCUGGCAACAAUGGGGUUGGACUCCACCACCAUGGGCUAUGCCUCCGUGUCCGUAUCCCACGUCUCAAUGGACACGUCCUACCGGUCCUCCUAAGCAGCCAGGCAUUCUAGGACAGCGUCCUCAGGUGUAUGCAGCCUCUACUUCAUCUCAGAUACCGACAGACAUUGAGACAACAAUGCACACCAUGUCACUUCACACUCCUGAUAAAUAGUGGUACAUGGAUACUGGCGCAACAUCUCACACGGCCGCAUCACAAGGUAAUCUCUCGUCUUAUUCUCCAGUAAGUAAUUCAAAUCAGAAAGUUAUUGUUGGCAGUGGCCAUGGAAUUCCAAUUCACGGCACCGGACACACACAAAUAACCGCAUCUCACCAACCCCUUCACCUUAACCAUGUCCUGCAUGCCCCGAAAAUUAUUAAAAAUUUAAUUUCUGUGAGACGACUCACUACUGACAACAAUGUUUCUGUUUCCUUUGGCCCUUUUGGUUUUACUGUCUCUGAUUUUCAGACGGGGAUCACCCUUCUCAGAUGUGACAGUCGUGGAGAUCUUUAUCCAGUUACCACUCCUUCCAGUUUUACCGGUCUCACAUCCGGUCUUUGGCAUAGCCGUCUUGGUCAUCCUGGCGUGUCUGUUUUGAAUUCACUUCGCAAAAAUAAGUUCAUAUAUUGUGAACCUUUUAAUUCUUCUGUUGUUUGCGACUCUUGUGUUUUAGGCAAACAUGUUAAAUUGCCAUUUUCUGAUUCUCAAACUACGACAUUGAUGCCUUUUGAUAUUUUACAUAGUGAUUUAUGGACGUCUCCAAUUUUAAGUUCUGCUGGUCAUAAAUAUUAUGUCUUAUUUUUAUAUGAUUUUACAAACUUCUUGUGGACUUUUCCUAUUAGCAGAAAAUCUCAUGUGUUUGAAACGUUCAAGUCACUUACUCAAAUCAUUCAAACUCAAUUUUUGCAAAAAGUCAAAACAUUUCAAUGUGACAAUGGCGGUGAAUAUAAUAAUGAGCUUUUUCACAAAUAUUGCACUGAUCAUGGCCUUGUUUUUCGUUUCUCUUGUCCACACACAUCCUCACAAAAUGGGAAAGCGGAACGAAAAAUAAGAACAAUUAAUAAUAUGAUACGCACUAUGCUAGCUCAUUCUUUUGUUCCCCCGUCAUUUUGGCAUCAUGCUCUUCACAUGGCAACUUAUAUGUUAAACAUACUUCCAUGUAAAACACUUCAAAAUCAGUCACCAACACAACUC